Molecule: messenger RNA, 2785 nt
Organism: Zootermopsis nevadensis
Lineage: Eukaryota; Metazoa; Arthropoda; Insecta; Blattodea; Termopsidae
Gene: Gdi
Product: GDP dissociation inhibitor
Biological process (GO): small GTPase-mediated signal transduction; protein transport; vesicle-mediated transport
Cellular component (GO): cytoplasm
Molecular function (GO): Rab GDP-dissociation inhibitor activity
Source: RefSeq, a predicted model, not a curated record
AAGUAAUGUUGUUCGUCUGGGUUUGGGGAAAAUUGACCUACGGUUGGCGUUCCAGAGGAAAGGGUUGGUUUGUCUGUUGGCGAAUUGUCUUGUUAGUGUCAAAUUUAUUAGAUUUCUUCUGUUUUAGACGAAAUGGAUGAAGAAUACGAUGCUAUUGUUCUGGGAACUGGACUUAAAGAGUGUAUCCUCAGUGGGAUGCUGUCGGUUUCGGGUAAGAAAGUACUCCACGUCGACCGCAACAAGUAUUACGGUGGCGAGUCAGCUUCCAUAACUCCUUUGGAGGAACUUUUUACACGUUUCGGUGCCCCUGCACCCGAUGAAUGUUACGGGAGAGGUAGAGAUUGGAAUGUUGACUUGAUUCCGAAAUUUUUAAUGGCUAAUGGGUCAUUAGUUAAGUUAUUGAUCCAUACAGGAGUUACAAGAUACUUGGAAUUUAAAUCUGUUGAAGGCAGCUAUGUCUACAAGGGUGGGAAGAUCUCCAAAGUCCCUGUCGAUCAGAAGGAAGCGCUUGCUUCUGACCUGAUGGGAAUGUUUGAAAAGCGUCGCUUUCGGAAUUUCCUGAUUUAUGUCCAAGAUGUACGUGAAGAUGAUCCGAAAACAUGGAAAGACUUGGACCCCAACACAUGUACAAUGCAGCAGAUAUAUGACAAGUUUGGGCUUGAUAAAAAUACUCAAGAUUUUACAGGCCAUGCAUUGGCUUUAUACAGAGAUGAUGAGUACCUCAAUCAGACAGCAGUCCAGACAGUACGUCGAAUAAAGCUGUACAGUGAUUCACUUGCAAGGUAUGGGAAAUCACCAUACCUCUAUCCAAUGUAUGGUUUGGGGGAGCUGCCUCAAGGUUUUGCACGUCUGAGCGCUAUUUAUGGUGGCACCUAUAUGCUAGAUAAACCCAUCGAUGAGAUCGUGAUGGAGAAUGGCCGUGUUGUUGGUGUCCGUUCAGGAGAAGAAGUUGCAAAGUGUAAGCAAGUCUACUGUGACCCUUCUUAUGUUCCUGACAAGGUUAAGAAGACAGGGCAGGUGAUCAGGUGUAUCUGCCUCAUUGAUCAUCCAAUCCCCAACACUCGUGAUGCGCUCUCAACCCAGAUUAUUAUUCCUCAGAAACAAGUUGGACGUAGGUCUGACAUUUAUGUCUCUUUGGUAAGCUACACCCAUCAGGUGUCAGCAAAGGGUUGGUUCAUUGCAAUGGUAUCCACAACAGUUGAAACCGAUAAUCCUGAAAUUGAGAUCAAGCCAGGUCUUGACCUGCUAGGCCCAAUUCGUCAGAAAUUUGUGAGCGUCAGUGAUUUUUAUGAGCCAACAGAUGAUGGCCUUGAGAGUCAAAUUUUCAUUUCAGCCUCAUAUGAUGCAACGACCCACUUUGAAACAACUUGCCUUGAUGUCCUUGAUAUUUUUCGAAGGGGCACUGGAGAAGAUUUUGAUUUUUCAAAAGUAAAACUUGAUCUUGGAGAUGAGGAGCAAUAGAUAAAUUGAAUGAGAGUCAUGAAUGUUGACUAGUUAAUGUGUGUAAACACAAAGCAUGAUUAGUCUGGCACCAGUUAUUUCAUAUAUUCAGAAACUUAAAGCCAGCUACACACGUACAGGUAUACCGUUCAGUUAUGCCUGAACAGGUAUGCCUGUUCGGUAUACCUCAUGUUCUAGUGUGUCCACACGGUACAGUUUUAUCAUCUACAUGUUGAGGUAUACCUGAGAGGUGUGUCUGUUCAGGUAUACCUGUACCAGUUUGUAUUGAAUUACACAGCAUUUUUAAUUUCCAUUCAGCUGAGAAAUACUGGUGUCAGUUUCAUGUAUAAAAUUCCCCAUUAAGCCUUCAGUAUAAAUUGAGCUUGUUUUAACUAUAUGUUAUCUAAUGAUAACAUUACAAAAUGGGGAAAAUGUGUGAUGAUAACGAACCUCAAAAGCAUAUUCAUGAGAUUUUGCUAUAUUGCUUACAAAUAAAGAAUUCCAGUUUUGAUCAUAAUAAAAUGGGAAACAUAUUAGAAAGUACUAGUUUGUAGUGAAAUAUUGAUUAAAUACAAUGUAUGGUGUAGGUAUUUCAUGUAAAAUGCUUAUGCUGUUGUAUUUGGUCUGUCAAAGCUUGAUGUCUGUUAAAUAUAAAUGUAAUUGCACCUAUGUUCUAUCAGUUUUCCCAAAGGGAAUGAGGGAAUAGGUUAUUGUCCUACUAAUAACUGCAUAUAAAUUAAUAGCUAGGUAUGAAUAUUUUCUCUGUUAUAAAAUUUAAAUGUAAUUAAAGGAGUAGUGUAUGGAUGUACCACUAAGAACAGCCAGUAGGUGAAUUUGUGUAUAUUUUAAACAUGUCAGCAUCUAUGUUCCUUCAUGGCUAAUGUUUGAAUGUAAUCACAUAAUGGUAAGAGACCUUGUGGAUAUGCAUUUAAUGUAAUUCAGUAGUAUUAUAAUCUCUGACAGCAGGUUUGGUCGAGGAGUAUAAAAUGCUUCCAUGAAGAGAUAAAUCCAUCACAUAUGCUAACAGUUUUGUUUCCUGUUGAUGUAAAUUACUUUCUUUCUGUAUUUUGACAUUGACAUUGCAAAUUAAAAUAUUUUAUUUUCCUUUGAUGGAAUAAUGGAGGAGCAAAAGAUUUGAAUAUUUGUAAAUUGGGUGAUAUAAAAUGUUGGUUUUCUGACCACCUAAGCAUAUGUCUAAAAUAUAAGUGGCUUUCUGUAUUGGCUUGUUUUUAAUAUUGGAAAUGUCUACAAGACAAGCUUGAUCCAAACUCUUCAUUGCUUCACACAACACAGACACAGGUAUCAAUUUACUGUAAAAUAAGUAAAUAAAAGUAUGAAAAAAGAA